Messenger RNA from Dermatophagoides pteronyssinus (European house dust mite), 1218 nucleotides. RefSeq names its product lysyl oxidase homolog 2-like. Gene Ontology annotation, molecular function: copper ion binding; protein-lysine 6-oxidase activity. Gene Ontology annotation, cellular component: membrane. The record is from RefSeq and is a predicted model, not a curated record. Gene Ontology annotation, biological process: peptidyl-lysine oxidation. Lineage: Eukaryota; Metazoa; Arthropoda; Arachnida; Sarcoptiformes; Pyroglyphidae.
AAAAAUUAUGAUUUUGUUGAUUAGUGGAUUUAUUCAAUUAAUCAUUUUGAUUAAUUCUCAAUCAUUAUCUAACAAUCAUAAUAAUCAUUCGAAUGAAGGAAUGAUACGUUUGAUUGGUGGUCGAACAAUGUUCGAAGGUAAUAUUGAAAUCAAUCAUUUCGGUCAAUGGGGAAUGAUCUGUGAUGAUGAAUGGGAUUUAUUGGAUGCUAAUGUAGCAUGUAAACAAUUAGGAUUUGUACUUGGUGCUAUUAUGGCAACUAAUAUGAGUCGUUAUGGUAAGGGGAGAAAACCAAUUUGGAUGGAUAAUGUUUGGUGUAAUGGAAAAGAAACAAAACUUUCUUCAUGUCGAUUUGAUGGUUGGAAUAUACAUGAUUGUGAAUCGAAUGAAUCGGCUGGUGUUAUAUGUCGAGUACGAUUAGAUCAACAACCAAUAUGGUCAUUGCCAUCAAAACCAACGAUGGUGAUGAAAAAGCAACCAAAAGCGAUAAUGAAAAAUGAUUUACCCGAUUUAGAACCUGAUCCACUGGAAGUAGAACGUUCUGCAUUCAUUGAACAUAGAUCAAUAUUAUUUUUACAAUGUGCAAUGGAAGAAAAUUGUCUUUCACAAUCUGCCUAUGAAAUUGAUAAAAAUGAUCCAACAUGGAUUUUCAAUACAAGAAUAUUAUUACGAUUUACAGCAAGCAUACGAAACAUUGGUAAAAGUGAUUUUCGUCCAUUCCGAAAGAAAAAUCAAUGGUUAUGGCAUUCAUGUCAUCAACAUUAUCAUAGUAUGGAAAUAUUUGCUACAUUCGAUUUAAUCGAUAUAAAUGAAAAUCAUAUUGCACAAGGACAUAAAGCAAGUUUUUGUCUUGAAGAUAAUGAAUGUUAUGAUAAUGGUAAUGCUAAUUAUGUUUGUGCUGAUUACGGUGAUCAAGGUAUUAGUGUUAAUUGUGUGGAUAUUUAUAAAUCCGAUUUAGAUUGUCAAUGGAUUGAUAUAACCGAUAUCCGACCAGGAUCAUAUCGAAUGAAAAUUAUAAUAAAUCCAGAAAGAAAAGUAGAGGAAAAAACAUUUGAAAAUAAUGUUAUAUUAUGUUCAUUCAUUUAUAAUGAUAAUUUUAAUGGUUCAGUAACAAAUUGUACAUUAAAUUCGUUGUGAUUUUUUUUCAUAUAAAUUGUUAUCAAUAGAUGGCGAUAGUGGAUUUGGUUUUCAAAAAUAAAAUUAUUUUCAAAAAAUUUCAA